Messenger RNA from Acanthisitta chloris (rifleman), 486 nucleotides. RefSeq names its product nascent polypeptide-associated complex subunit alpha-like. The record is from RefSeq and is a predicted model, not a curated record. NCBI's taxonomy places the organism in Eukaryota, Metazoa, Chordata, Aves, Passeriformes, Acanthisittidae. The transcript is spliced from 5 exons. The annotation marks the transcript as partial. Gene Ontology annotation, cellular component: cytoplasm; nascent polypeptide-associated complex. Gene Ontology annotation, biological process: protein targeting to membrane.
GCGCUGGGUCCUGGUGAGGAGCCACUCAGCAAGGCCAAGCAGAGCCGCAGUGAGAAGAAGGCUCGGAAGGCCAUGUCCAAACUGGGGCUGCGGCAGAUCCACGGCGUCACUCGCAUCACCAUCCGCAAGUCUAAGAACAUCCUGUUUGUCAUCUCCAAGCCCGACGUGUUCAAGAGCCCUGCCUCGGACAUCUACAUCGUCUUCGGGGAGGCCAAGAUUGAGGACCUGUCGCAACAAGUGCACAAGGCAGCGGCUGAGAAGUUCAAGGUGCCCCUGGAGCACUCGGCACUCAUCACUGACGCAGCGCCUGCGCUCGCCAUCAAGGAGGAGAGCGAGGAAGAGGAGGAGGUGGAUGAGACAGGACUGGAGGUGAGGGACAUCGAGCUGGUGAUGGCCCAGGCCAAUGUGUCUCGCCCCAAGGCCGUGCGGGCGUUGAGGCACAACAACAAUGACAUUGUCAAUGCCAUUAUGGAACUGACCAUGUAG